Messenger RNA from Leptopilina boulardi, 2510 nucleotides. RefSeq names its product CTD nuclear envelope phosphatase 1 homolog (gene Dd). Gene Ontology annotation, molecular function: protein serine/threonine phosphatase activity. Lineage: Eukaryota; Metazoa; Arthropoda; Insecta; Hymenoptera; Figitidae. The record is from RefSeq and is a predicted model, not a curated record. The transcript is spliced from 5 exons. Bases 365 to 1096 code for a protein of 243 amino acids.
GAAAAAGAUGGCGACCGUUGUGUGGUGUGUGUGAUAAUUAAAAAGGCUUUUUUUUCGUUGAAACACACAUUCAAGAAUUCGAGGAGAAAUAUUGUGUGUUGAUGCAAAAUGUAAUUAAAUUGUGCAAGAUGGGAUUUUUAUUAUUACAAGUGAUUGUUUCUGUUUUGUAAUAAAAUUUGACAUAUAAGUGUCGUUUGUUUACCACGUCGGUCUUGUGUAACAUAUCCAUCACAACGGGAAGCCGCGAGUACGAAAAAGGGACGAAAAGCUCCCCCUCAUCCCCCUUUUUCAUUCAAGUUUUUUGAAAAGAGACUGGAGAACAAGUGUAACCGGACUUUAGCCCGGUGAAAAGAGACUGGUAGAAAUGCUGAAACAAUUGCAAAUGGGGAUGAGAGCUUUUCUUUUGAUAGCCUCCCGUGUGUGGACAUGCAUCUGUUUUCUACUCAAGAAGCAGGUUAGAUCCAUUUCUCAAAUGCAACCAGUGAAAUAUGAGAUCUUCCCAUUGUCUCCAUUAUCCAGGCAUAGACUUAGUAUAGUGAAAAGGAAAGUUUUGGUUCUUGACUUGGAUGAGACACUUAUUCAUUCUCAUCACGAUGGAGUAGCAAGACCAACAGUGAGACCUGGCACACCACCUGAUUUUGUUCUUAAAGUAAAAAUUGAUCGACAUCCGGUUCGAUUUUUUGUACACAAAAGACCACAUGUUGACUUCUUCUUGGAUAUUGUCAGCCAGUGGUAUGAAUUGGUAGUAUUUACAGCUUCCAUGGAAAUUUAUGGAGCCGCUGUUGCUGAUAAAUUAGACAACAAUAGAGGUAUUUUAAGGCGCCGAUAUUAUAGACAGCAUUGCACGCCAGAAAUGGGUUUCUACACUAAGGAUUUAGCUGCAAUUUGUUCAGACUUAGCUUCAGUUUUUAUACUUGAUAAUAGUCCAGGAGCAUACAGAGCAUAUCCAAAUAACGCGAUUCCUAUAAAAUCGUGGUUCAGUGAUGCUAGCGAUACGGCGCUUCUUAGUUUACUUCCUGUUCUGGACGCCCUUCGUUUCACGCAAGACGUGCGAUCUGUACUAUCGAGAAAUCUACAUUUACAUCAUACGUGGUAGCAUAUUCAUCAUCCUUUGUUUUAAUACAAAAAAAAUAGAGGUAAACCGCUAACAAUUUAGUGUGUCUAGGACAGAUUCAUUUGUUGUUAUUAAAACUAGAUAUAUUAGAAUGCUAUCCAAUAAUAAGACGGAGCCCUCUGUUUUACACUUAUUUUUUCAAUAACCGUUAUAAACGGAUAUUCUAUUUAAAUGAAAACAUAAAGAAAAAAAGCAGUAAACCUAAGGGACCGUUAGCCAAUAUUUACGUCAGCACAAAAUUACAUAACUUUGAUUUUUUUUUUAAUUUAGUUAAUUUUUGUUUUUUUUUCUGAUUUAUUCAAAUUUUAAAUUAGCCAAAGAACAGAAUUUCGACCAAUUUUCACGAUUUGUCCGUAUUUAUAUUUUGUUUGCAGUAAACAGUACUUUUCAUUAAAAAAAAGCCUAUCACUGCGAAAAAUACGGAACUUAACUAAUUAUCGUGAGUCGAAAAUAAUGUCAAUAGUAGGGAAAAAAAAAAAAUAAAAAAUUUUUUUUUAAGAGUGUGCGUCAAAAAAAUAACUUUCAGCAAAGGAUGUUGAGUUUAAUUGCAGAUGUAAAUGUAAAAAAUAAUUUUUUUUUCUUUAUAAAAUUGUGUAAUCUUUUUUUUUUUUUUACUUUUCUUUAUUUAACAACAAUUUGUAAAUAAUUGGCAAAUUUGACAAAUUCGUUUGUAAAUUGAUUUGUCCAUUAAAUUUAAUAAGUAAUAUCAUUUUUCAAUUUCUAUAAUAAUUGAUAAAUAGUUUUGAUAAAAUUGAUAAUUAACAGAGUUUUGUUAAAUUGAUGAUGCAUUUUUGCAUAAAUGUGAGAAAAAACUAUUGUUGCAAAAGAAAAUUUCAAUAAUUUUGACUUGUCAUGAAUUUUGAAUGAAUUAUGGAGAAUUUAGUAAUUUAUAUAAACAGUUUAUUUAAAAAAUUAAUAUUAAUUGAUUUAUUUUCUUUUUCAAUCUAGCGUGUCUUUUUUUUCACGUUCAUAUUUCAAGUAACUCUGAAAACAAUUUUGACGCACUCUCUAGUUUCAAUUAACAACAAAUUAAAUUUUUCCUCCCCGCUAAUAUCGUCCGACAUUAGUUGAUAAAAAAAAAAAAACUCCGUUGUUAUGUAUACUAUUGACUUUUUAAGAUGGCUAAGAAAAAAAAAGUGCUAAAAUAAGCCUGCGCGAAUACAAAAUAAAAUUUCGUGCAUUUUUUUUACGAUCUCUCGAAGCAAUGCACUCGAAUUUUUUCAUAAAUGCGAAAUCUCAAGUAAUCGAAAUAAUUCGGUUUAAUGGAUUUUUUUUCCAUUGUUUAUUCAGUAAAAGUUUCGCUUUAGAACUUAAAUCGUGUUUUGACAAUUCUUUAAACAGAAGUUUCAUGAGCAAAAAUAAUUCAUUAAUAAUUAUAAUUUAUAAUUAAUUAAAA